Molecule: messenger RNA, 1560 nt
Organism: Durio zibethinus
Lineage: Eukaryota; Viridiplantae; Streptophyta; Magnoliopsida; Malvales; Malvaceae
Cellular component (GO): nucleus
Molecular function (GO): DNA binding
Source: RefSeq, a predicted model, not a curated record
AGGCAAAGGCACUACGGACACUGCUAGCUCCAACUGCAAGUGAAAAGACAGAGAUUAUGGAAAAUGGCGGGCAUAUGUUCAUGGGGAACCGAGGGCAAACUGGUAAUAACAACAUUAAUCUCGCUUGGGACAUUCGGGAGCUUAAUCCUACAACUACAAGAUUCGAUUGGGGAAGCAACAAUAAUACCAGCAGCUUCAACCUGUACGCCACUGCUACUUCUACUACCCCCAGCGUCACCAGAGCGCAGACUACCUCCUCUUCCACUCUCCCUGAGGCGAAUACUGCACACGCGCUCAUGUACCUUCCUCACCAAGGCAAUGCUACUCUUGCCCACCACUUGAACCAGCAACACUCUCUUUACACCGGCGACGGGUCUCAUAUGCACCCGGACCCUCAUCUUGUUUGCUUGAAGCUUGGCAAGAGGCAAUACUUCGAGGAUUCUACAGCUCUGACCGAGCGACACAUGGCCGAUGGGUUCUCCAUUGGCAAGAAAGGUAAACCCUACUACAAUAAUCAUGGCGGCGACGGCGGUAAUGCUGUAGUUGGGCCUUCCUCAUCGACAGCCAUGAUGGGGCCUCCAGCGACGGUACCAAGGUGUCAAGUUGAAGGAUGCCACGUUGCACUGGUCAAUGCUAAAGACUAUCACCGGAGGCAUAAAGUUUGUGAGAUGCACUCCAAAGCACCCAAGGUGGUGGUGCUAGGGUUAGAGCAACGUUUUUGUCAACAGUGUAGCAGGUUUCAUGUGGUGUCAGAGUUUGACGACUCGAAGAGGAGUUGCAGAAGGAGAUUGGCAGGGCACAAUGAGCGUAGAAGAAAAAGCUCUCAUGAUUCUGCUUCCAGGAACUCUGCUCAAGAUAAUAAAUUGAUGACUGGGAGAUUUCCAUACCUAUCGUCGCAGACAGAAUGUGCUCUCUCUCUUCUGUCACCUAGGGCCGAUUCCUGGAUCUCCCCAUCUGAUCUCUCCUCAAGAUCUAGUGCUGCCUUGCGCGAGCUGAUUGCAGAAAAUCGAGCUGCCAUCCUGGCUCGGCAGCUCAUACUUGAUCGAGACUGGCACUUGCACCACCAUGCGAUGGAAGACUUAGGAGAGGCCCAUCCUGGGUCCAGCUCUAUAGCAGUUCAGCAGCACCACUCAUUACCUGAGCCUCACGGCUGGGACAGGUUUCCAGAAACCGGUGCUCAAGUAACGUUAGAUCUCAUGCAAGCGUCAAGCUCAGCAUUUGGAAUGUUGUCUGUGAGAGGGAAAGCUAAAGAAGAGGAAGAAGAGUGUUCGGAGUUGUGGAAUUCCUUGGAGGGAACACACGUGCUUUGAAAUUCCUGUUAUAUAUUGGCUUGUAAUAGUUUUAGUUGCAUGGUCUUCUAGGAUGACUAUUGAAUAUUGAUUGCUGGACUGUAUAAUACAUUCAUAGUUUGAUUGAGAACAAUUGUCAGAACAAUGUUCUCACAAUGUUUUUAUAAUCAUAUUUAGGGAUAUUCUUUUAGAAUAACUAAGUUCAUAAAUGCAUUUCAAGAAUUUGCCAGCUUUCCUUAUGAUUCAUUUUGAAGUAUGAUUGUUUGUUGCU